Molecule: messenger RNA, 697 nt
Organism: Racocetra persica
Lineage: Eukaryota; Fungi; Glomeromycota; Glomeromycetes; Diversisporales; Gigasporaceae
Source: the annotation of a GenBank genome assembly
AUUGAGUAUAUUUUUUCUAAUAAAACUGGUACUCUUACUUUCCAGCGUGCCUGUGUGGUCGAUGGUGUUGAAGUCGGAUCACAUGAUUUUAAACAAUUAAAAGAAAAUAUAAGGAAUCAUCCAACUGGAAAUGUAAUCAAUGAAUUCUUGUCACUUCUAUCUAUAUGUCAUACUGUUAUUCCUGAACGUAAAGAUGACAAUCUUAACAAUGAAGGUGCCCUCAUUAAAGGUGCUGCGACUCUGGAUUAUGAAUUCACGACUCAUCGCCCAAAAUCUGUAAAUCUACAAGUUAAUGGUUCUAAUUACGAAUACAAAAUUUUUUGCAUUUUUGAAUUCAACAGCACACGUAAACGUAUGUCUGCAGUUGUUCCGAAUGGGAAAAUAAAAUUAUAUUGUAAAGGAGCUGAUAAUGUAAUUUUGGAACGUUUGAGUGAGAAUAAUCCAUUUGUCGAUCAAACAUUACAACACCUUGAAAACUAUGCAACUGAAGGUCUCAGAACUCUUUGCAUCGCAAUGCGUGAAAUUUCUGAUGAAGAAUACCGACAUUGGUCUACUAUAUACGAAAAAGCAUCUACAACUUUGGUGAACUGUCAAGAUGAACUUGACAAAGCUGCUGAAAUAAUUGAAAAAAAUCUAUUUCUUUUGGGUGUUACCGCAAUUGAGGAUAAAUUACAGGAGGGUGUUCCAGAAACAAUUC